AUGGUAUUGAUAAAGCUACUGCUAAUGUAUGCAGUAAGUAGAGCAUAUUAUCCAGGUGCAAGAUGGGGUAUUACAAGAAGACUUAUUGCUUCAUCACUUCAAGAGAAGAGUAUUUAUCUUCCAACAGUUAAGACUGCUGAAGUAUUGACUGAAUCUACUUUAUAUGCUGCAUGGAAUCCUGAUUUCCUUCUUUCUGUUCUUUUAGGUAAUCAAACAGCUACAUGCCAAACACUUGUAUUUAAUUUAACAUGGUCAUGGGUUGUUUCACUUAGAGGAUUAAGAAAGAGUACACUUGAUGUUAUUCCAAUUCCUAAUGCUAAUUCACUUGGUUAUGCAGGUACUAAUGCAGGUACUGUUGCAAGUGGAACAAAUAAUACUAUGAUUCCUGCUUCAAUGACUGUUGAUAAUAAUGCUGGAGUGGUUACAGUUAGUAAUCCAGUUUAUACUACACAAGUACAAAAUACAGGAGGAGUUACUUCUGUUUCUAAUAAUUCAUGGACUGUUGAUGCACUUAAGAUGUAUUUGAAUGAGGUUAUGUAUAAUAUAGGUGUUGGUAAAGUUGAUGCUAUUUUAUUUGAUGUUAAUAAUGUACAUGUUCUUCCUCAAAGUACUGCUUCUACUGCUAUUAAUAUUCCAGCUGGUGCAGCUACUCAGUUGUCUUGUGUUAUGAUUGCAUUUGGAACUGCUAUGACUAUGGGUAAUGGUGUUACUGGUUAUAAUUUCAGUGUAUUUAUUUGUGGUAAUGGUAAUGAUGCUCAACAUGUAAUCAAUGUUGCAACUGAUAACAAUACUCUUGUUGUUUAUUCUGCGCCAUUUAGUGUUUAUGGAGUUAAUCUUCCUAAUCAAAGUGGAGCUACAGCUGAAUCUGUUGUUACUACUGCCUUGUUAACUACUGUAGGAAGUACUACUACUAAUUCACCAGCUAUUAUGUAUGCAAAUACUGCUACUGGAGCUGAUGCUGCUGUUGAUGUUGCUGCUGGUAGUGUUUUAACUGUUAGUGGUACUUAUCAAGCUUCUGUUGCUUAUCCAGUUGUUAAGGCAUUACAAAGCUUUGUUACUGGAGUUAAUAGUAAUGAUGGACAAGCAUUAUUAGAAAAUUAUUAA
This is a messenger RNA of Entamoeba dispar SAW760, 1104 nucleotides long. RefSeq lists its product as uncharacterized. The coding region runs from base 1 to 1104 and encodes 367 amino acids. NCBI's taxonomy places the organism in Eukaryota, Evosea, Mastigamoebida, Endamoebidae. The record is from RefSeq and is a predicted model, not a curated record. The transcript has 2 exons.